AUGCAGAUGAAUGUUCAAGACUAUCUGGAUAUAAUCACGUUCCUAGAUCGAAAUGAUCCCAUCAUUUCGGUUGAUGACGAAGUAAAUCGUAGUCCUCCCUCGACAUUCGGCCGAAACUACCCUAGAUCUAGACCCCGAAAACUCGCUGACAAACCUCUGGUUGUCAUUUACGCCCGAAGGAUUGGUCGAUUUCGCCUUUUCAAGGGGACAUUGCUCCAUUCAUUGGCCAACAUACGUCUCAAGAUCCACAACAAAGGGUAUCUUGCGAUAUCUCAGGAUGCAAUAGGCAAGAUUCCCCUGCCAUCAGCCAUCAUGUCUGCUUCUGAGACUUCAUAUGUGACCGUCGAUGUCUUUACCAACAAGAGAUACACCGGCAACCAGCUCGCCGUCGUCGACAUCAACAAUGUAGACCUCUCGGCCACGCAGAUGCAAAAAGUCGCUCGCGAAUUCAACUUUUCCGAGACAAUCUUUUUGCGCCAGCCCGAGUCCGGGACACCCCAGAUCCGCAUCUUUACUCCCGUCAACGAGAUGGAGUUUGCGGGGCACCCCGUUAUUGGCGGUGGACACGUCUUGUUCCGCCAGCUACUGUCGGGUCCGAAUGCGAAGCCACUGGAGAAGGAGUCGAUUGACGUGCAGACGAAUGCUGGUAUCGUGACUCUCAAAUAUGAUGUCAAGGCCGAGACUGUGGCUGCUCAGAUCCCGCACAACGUGCACAUUCACGAGGCAAAGGCUCCAAAGAAGGCGGUCCUUGAUACGCAGGGUAGCUUGGCUGCUGCAGCCGACACUUUGAAGGAUUCUUACCCGAUUUCGUCGAUUGUCAAGGGCGUCACUUACGUCUUGGUCGACUUUACAGACAACGCCGACAGCUUUGCCGGCGUGCUCCCCGGGCCAUGCCCCGUCGUUCCUCUGGACAGCGAGUGGUCUGACUCGUUUGUGGGAACCAUGUACUACCGCGUCCUGGGAACACGCGACGAAGAAGGCCGCAGAGUAUACGACCUCCGUGUACGCAUGAUUGCCAUCAACCUCGAGGAUCCGGCAUGCGGAAGCGGUUCCUGCUCGCUGACCACGUAUCUUGCUCUUCAAGAAGGAGGCGCGAACAAGGCGUUUAGAUUCUACCUCGACCAGGGGUCUGAGAUUGGCCGGGACAGCAAGAUUAUUGUGGAUAUUGUGCUGAAUGAGAACGGCGAUGUCAUAAUUUACCAUCAAGACACCCAAAGCAAACGCGCCAGAUGGUUUGCGGUCACAGAUUGGAUUGUCAUGGUGGGGAUGGGUGCUUUGUUCGACACAGCGGAUCACAACACCUACAGUUGCUCCUACAAAGCUGUCCCCCAAAGAACGCUGGAUAAACACGGUCUAUAG
This is a messenger RNA of Fusarium vanettenii 77-13-4, 1359 nucleotides long. RefSeq lists its product as uncharacterized. The coding region runs from base 1 to 1359 and encodes 452 amino acids. Gene Ontology annotation, molecular function: isomerase activity. Lineage: Eukaryota; Fungi; Ascomycota; Sordariomycetes; Hypocreales; Nectriaceae. Gene Ontology annotation, biological process: biosynthetic process. The record is from RefSeq and is a predicted model, not a curated record. The transcript has 4 exons. Gene Ontology annotation, cellular component: cytoplasm.